GAAAAAAGAAAAUUGUCAAGUUGAACUUUAAAUAUUUAGCCAAGUGAUUGAUGUAAUUGGUGGUUAGUGCAAGGUCUCAUUUUUUCCAAAGGUGCACUUAUGAUAUUGGCAUGGAAUACUGAUUAUGAAUUCCUCUUAGCAUUUGAAAGAAGCAAAACCGUAUAGCAAAUAAAGAAGGUAAGAUUGUUAUACACAACUAACUUUCAAAUUCUUUUGUCACAACCCACGUGUUGCAUGUGCCAUCACUAUUCUACUUACCAAUCUCUACAUUAAAAUAAAAUCAAAUUGUAUCCCACAUCCUACAUUAUAUAUACACACACACACACAAAAUAUGUGAUAUAUAUUGUCAUGAUCAUAAUUAAUAAUAGUUACAAAAAAAAAAGAAGAAGCAUAAUUCGAGUAUAUACAAUGGAUACCACUUUUAGUUUGACCAUAUGCACCACCAUAUUAGGUUUGCUUCUAAUUCUAUAUUCUUUAUUCCAAAAGAAGCACGACGGCAGGGGACCACUGCCCCCGGGCCCACGGCCGUGGCCGAUCGUAGGCAACCUUCCGCAGCUGGGGCCCAAGCCUCACCAAUCGAUGGCGACUCUAGCUCAGGUUCACGGGCCCCUCAUGCACCUAAAGAUGGGGGUCGUCCACGUGGUGGUUGCCGCCUCUGCGGGAGUGGCGGAGCAGUUCUUGAAGGUGCACGAUGCCAAUUUCUCGAGCCGCCCCCCAAACUCCGGCGCAAAGUAUAUGGCUUAUAAUUACCAGGACUUGGUUUUUGCUCCGUACGGGCCGAGGUGGCGGAUGCUCCGAAAAAUUUGCACCCUCCACCUCUUCUCCACCAAAGCCUUGGAUGACUUUCGCCACGUCAGACAGGAAGAGGUGGGGAUCCUCACGCGCAGUCUAGCAAGUGCAGGAAAGACAGCGGCGAGUAUAGGCCAAAUGCUGAACGUGUGUACCACAAACGCAAUAGCGCGUGUCGUGCUGGGGAGGCGAGUGAUCGGGUACGGGUGCGGCGGCGGCGCUGAUGCCAAGGCGGAGGAGUUCAAGUCCAUGGUGGUGGAACUCAUGGUACUGGCCGGUGCGUUUAACAUAGGUGAGUUUAUCCCACCACUCGAAAGGUUUGACUUGCAAGGACUGAUCGCCAAGAUGAAGAAACUCCACGCGCGCUUUGACGCGUUCUUGACCGCAAUCCUUGAGGAGCACAAGAUCAAGGGCUCAGAUGGCACGGCGGGGGAACACGUGGACUUAUUGAGUACGUUGAUUUCCUUGAAAGAUAUUGAUGGUGAGGGAGGAAGGCUUAGUGAUGUUGAAAUCAAAGCAUUGCUUUUGAACUUAUUUGCAGCAGGUACAGACACAACAUCCAGCACAGUUGAAUGGGCUCUAGCAGAACUCAUCCGCAACCCAAAAAUGAUGGCCCAAGCCCAACAAGAGCUCGACUCGACAGUCGGUACAGACAGGCUCGUCAUCGAAUCGGACCUGCCUCAACUGACGUACCUCCAAGCCAUAAUAAAGGAGAACUUCCGCCUCCAUCCUUCGACCCCACUCUCCGUGCCGAGAAUCGCGCACGAGAGCUGCGAGAUCAACGGAUACUUUAUCCCAAAGGGCUCAACACUUCUCGUCAAUAUUUGGGCCAUAGCCCGUGAUCCUAACAUAUGGGCCGACCCGUUACAAUUUCGGCCCGACCGGUUCUUGCCGGGCGGGGAAAAGGCUGAUGUGGAUGUCAGAGGAAAUGACUUCGAAUUGAUGCCGUUUGGGUCGGGCCGUAGAAUUUGUGCGGGUUUGGGCCUGGCGGUACGUACGGUCCAAUUGUUGACCGCGACUUUAAUACAUGGUUUUGAUUUUGAAUUGGGCGAUGGAAAGUUGGGUCAUGAGCUCAACAUGGAGGAAGCCUAUGGACUAACAUUGCAACGGGCCGAGCCGUUGAUGGUUCACCCAAGGCCGAGAUUGGCGCCUCGUGUUUAUCAAGCACAAGUUUGAUCCUCAUCUCAAACCUAUGAUAUUGCAUGAAAUUCGCAUUUCACCGGAUUCUAUUUUUUUUUUUAAGUGAUGUAAUUAAAGAAAAUAUAUACAGUAAAACCUCUAUAAAUUAAUAAUAUUGGGAGCAUAAUAUUUUAUUAGUUUAAUAAGAUAUUAUUAUAUCGAAUACUUAAUAAUUUAUUAAUUUAAAGAGGUUUUACAUAUGAUCUUUAAGUCUCCAAGUCCAAUGUACUAGUUAUAAUAUAUUUGGCCGUCUUAGCUUGGAGAAAUGUGCAACAGGAGGAUAGAGCAAAUUGCUUUCGACACUGUAAAAUACGUUCGACGAAUCUAACUGGCUCAAGUGAUUUAAACUAUGUAAAUUCUAGAGAAAACAUUCGUGAGCUUGAGAACUUGAUUACAUGUAUGCAUUAUUAGCACAAAAUGGAUGUGAGUUAUUUGCUAGAUUAUCUUGUGAAAAUAAUGAAUGUCACGAGGUUUAAAGCAGUGAAGAAACUGUGGUAGAUACGAUUCAAAAUCCUGUCGAUGACGAAGUUGUGGAUAAUUCAAUAGUUUUGGAACCGGUCACUCGGAAAGAAGCAUUGCAAGCGGCAACAACUCUUGACAACUUUUUGUU
This is a messenger RNA of Erythranthe guttata (spotted monkey flower), 2578 nucleotides long. RefSeq names its product flavonoid 3'-monooxygenase. The record is from RefSeq and is a predicted model, not a curated record. Gene Ontology annotation, molecular function: heme binding; oxidoreductase activity, acting on paired donors, with incorporation or reduction of molecular oxygen; monooxygenase activity. Lineage: Eukaryota; Viridiplantae; Streptophyta; Magnoliopsida; Lamiales; Phrymaceae.